AUGCGAGGCUGCUCCACAUGGAACUUGAGGCACUUUGGUUCAGCCAUGGGGGUCGACUCUGAUCUGGGCGGUGAAGCCCAACCUGCGACCUCCAGCUCGGAGCAUGUCAGGCGAGCAGAUGCGGAGGAAUGCAUCAAGAAGCUUCACAUCUUGCCCCUCAAGGAGGCGGAUGCUCGAAUAAAAGGCAAAAGUCGGAUGGAGGUGUUGGCCGACACCCUACGGCAGAUUCGGAACACCAAGGAGGUGGUGCGCUCGGGGGAUUUGGUCAAAGCCACGGAGGCGGAGUUCGUGGUCAUCAAGUGUGACCCCCCUCAGGGCUGCCUCAGUAUGGACACGGACUUCUUCGUGGACGGAGCUCCAGUGAUUUGUUUCCAGAAGAUCCAAUUCAGUGCCUGGGGUCCUACGGAGCUCUCCUCCGAGCAGCUCUUCAACGAGUACGUGAGGCCAUACUUCAAAGGUGAGUACGCGCCCUACGGCCCCAAUGCGAAACGAGUCCGUUUGCUCUACACGGGGCAAGUGGUGAAGUUGGACAAUGAUAUCUACCUGCAAGUGGAGGCCACCGAGCCUACUGGUCUUGGAUUGGUCUCCACCGAUACGGAGAUCUUUGCGAACUGGGACUCCACCCCGGAAUUCGAGAAGGUUCACAUCCUUCCCUUUAUGGACACGCUUCCGCGGGCUUACCAGUAUGAGCUUUUCAGCGACUACCUGAAGCCCUACUUAGUAGCCAAUCCAUGCAAGAAGUACCAGGCCAAUGACUUCUUCACCUACCAGGGAGUGCAGUUCAAGGUGGUGGCCUGUGAGCCAGAUACUCUUGCGCGCAUCGGCAAGAGCACCACCAUCUUCUGCGAGGGUCAAUUGCAACCUUCGCUGCGAAACUUGCUGCCGCCGAACUUGAUGAGCCAGGUGGCGCAGCUGCCGCAGGGUCUGCAGAUGCUUUUGCUCAGCUCUGAGCGUACGACCCGCGAAGUGGAGGAGAUGUUGAACUCACGUCGGGGACUCUUUCCCGCGACCAUCGACGAGAUCGAACAGUUUGACUGGCCACCUCCACAUGCACACGCGCAGCAGACUUGCAUGGUUCUCCUUCGACACCGGCGCGGACCGGGAUCUCCGUCCUCCGUUCUCCGACCUUCUCCGGGACCUCCGCGAUCUGGACUUCCGGAGGUUUGCCUCGAGGACUUUCAGCUGACACAGCCUUGCCGGCGGCUGCCUUGUUCACAUGUCUUUCACAAGACGUGUAUCGAUGAAUGGCUGCGGAGAUGUACUGACUGCCCCAUUUGCAAGGCCAAUGUCGACAGAGCCGUACGGAAUUACUGA
This is a messenger RNA of Durusdinium trenchii, 1314 nucleotides long. NCBI's taxonomy places the organism in Eukaryota, Dinophyceae, Suessiales, Symbiodiniaceae. The record is from the annotation of a GenBank genome assembly.